Molecule: messenger RNA, 570 nt
Organism: Aureobasidium melanogenum CBS 110374
Lineage: Eukaryota; Fungi; Ascomycota; Dothideomycetes; Dothideales; Saccotheciaceae
Product: 60S ribosome subunit biogenesis protein NIP7
Exons: 2
Coding region: 1-570 (189 amino acids)
Biological process (GO): ribosome assembly; ribosomal large subunit biogenesis
Cellular component (GO): preribosome, large subunit precursor; nucleus; nucleolus
Molecular function (GO): RNA binding
Source: RefSeq, a predicted model, not a curated record
AUGCGUCCUCUUACGGAAGGAGAAUCCAAGACGGUCUUCGAGAAGCUCGCCAACUACACUGGAAAGUCCCUCACAAAUUUGUUGACCGACACGGCUCCCGGCAAGGAUGGAAAGGCUUCAAGAUUUGUCUUCCGUGUUCAAGAAUCAAGAGUCUACUACGUGCGCGAGGACAUGGCAAACUUGGCCACAUCGGUAGCCAGAGAUAACCUGCUGUGUCUUGGAAACUGCAUCGGCAAGUUGACCAAGACUGGCAAGUUCCGUCUUCACAUUACCGCUCUGGACAUCAUCGCUCCUCAUGCUCGCGCAAAGAUCUGGGUCAAGCCUAACGGAGAGAUGCCAUUCCUGUACGGUGGUCACAUUGUCAAGGCUCACGUGGGUCGCUGGAGCGAAGACUGCCCCGAGCACCAGGGUAUCAUUGUUUACUCGAUGAACGAUACACCUCUUGGUUUCGGUGUUACCGCCCGCUCAUCCGCCGAAGCAAAACGUCUGGACCCUACUGGUAUCGUUGUCUUCAGACAAGCCGACUGCGGCGAGUACCUCAGAGAGGAGGACACCCUCUUCCAGUCUUGA